AUGGUGGCCGCCGACGAGCCCGCCAGCAAGAAGGCCAAGCUGACUCUGCCCUUGCGCACUCAGCUCUUCAUCAACAACGAGUGGGUCGACGCGAAGGCGGGCAAGACGUUCGAUACCGUCAACCCAGCGGACGAGACGGUGAUUGCUUCGGUGCAGGAGGCAGGGAAGGAGGACGUGGACAAGGCAGUGUCGGCGGCGAAGGAGGCGUUCAAGUCUUGGAAGGAUGCCGACGUUGGAAAACGUCGCGAUCUGCUGCUGAAGCUGGCCGACUUGGUGGCGCAGCACCAGAAGAGGUUGGCCGAGGUAGAGUCUUUGGACAACGGGAAGCCAGCCCACGUGGCGCACGAUGUCGACCUCGGUUUCGUGAUCGAGUGCUUCAAGUACUAUGCAGGCUGGGCUGACAAGGUCGGAGGCAAGGUGAUCUCCACCACGUCUGGCACGAGCAGCAAGUUUUGUUUCACGUUCCACGAGCCAGUCGGCGUAGUGGGCGCGAUCAUCCCGUGGAACUUUCCACUGCUCAUGAUGGCGUGGAAGCUGGGCCCAGCAUUGGCGAUGGGCUGCACAGUGGUGAUGAAGCUGAGCGAGAAGACCCCGCUGUCGGGCCUGCUGAUGUGCGACCUUAUCAAGGAGGCUGGCUUCCCCCCAGGGGUCGUCAACGUCGUCAACGGCCAUGGCCCCACCACAGGGGACUUCAUCGCAAGGCACCCGGACAUUCGCAAGGUGGCGUUCACGGGGAGCUCUGCCGUGGGCCACAGGAUCGUGGAGGCGGCCGGCCAGACCAAUUUGAAGAAGGUGACGCUGGAAUUGGGCGGCAAGAGCCCCAUGAUAGUGUGCAAGGAUGCGGAUCUGGACCAGGCCGCAACUGCCUGCCACAUCGGUUUGUUCAUCAACAUGGGCCAGUGCUGCUGCGCCUCAAGCAGGAUCUUCGUUCACGAGGACAUCCACGAUAAGUUCGUCGCCAAGGUCGUGGCGAUGGCAAAGCGCCUGCGCUCGCAGGGCGACGUGACAUCGGAGACCGACAUACCCAUCUGCGACUUGGGCCCUCAGGUGGACAAACUUCAAUUCGACAAGGUUCUCGGCUACAUCGAGGCUGGCAAGGCCGAGGGAGCCAAUGUGGCGCUCGGCGGGGGCCGCUUGGGCACGAAGGGAUACUACGUGCAGCCCACGGUCUUCACCAACGUCCAGGACAACAUGAAGAUCGCCAAGGAGGAGAUCUUCGGGCCAGUGAUGCAGCUCAUGAAAUUCAAAACUCUGGACGAGGCAAUCGAGAGGGCGAACAACACGCACUACGGCCUCGGCGCGGGGAUCUGCACCCGCGACGUUGGCACGGCACUUGCGGCAGCGAGGCGCCUGGAGGCUGGGACCGUCUGGAUCAACUGCUACGACGACUUCGACAUGGCGGCCCCGUUCGGCGGCUUCAAGACCAGCGGCUGGGGCCGAGAGAAGGGGGAGUACGCGCUCGAGAACUACACGGAGGUGAAGUGCGUGAUGAUGCCCGUCGACCCCAGGAACUGA
Messenger RNA from Prorocentrum cordatum, 1515 nucleotides. Lineage: Eukaryota; Dinophyceae; Prorocentrales; Prorocentraceae. The record is from the annotation of a GenBank genome assembly.